AUGCAACGGGGGCUGUUCCAUAUGGACGCCAGACCGUCUGGGGCCCUAGGGGACUCGAGGCUUGGCUCACGAGGAAGUCUAUGGUCUCAGGCAUCAGCUGAAAGCCAUGAAGCCACAGACCAGCUGCCGUUGCAGCGACAUAACAGCGGCAACAGCUGCAGCAGCAACAGCAACUGGGUCGUUUCUGCGGAUGCUCCUCCGAGCCGCAGCGGAUCGCUGCUGCUGCAGGUUGACCAGGUUCUUGAAACUUUACCCAAAGGAAUGGAAGAAGAAUUUUUGCUGCCGCAAAGAUGCCUUGGGGACAAAGCCUGCCCGGCGAUUGCGAAGCAUCUUUUCAGGUCGGACAGCGCCAGUCCCCCCGCGGUACAGGUGCUGUGCGACAGUAUAGCUGGGCUGAAGGCGUUGGCGUUGCUGUCUCUCGUACACUGCCAGUUGGGGCCUCGGGCUGCUGAUGCCCUCAGUGGUAUCAUACUACAGAACAGCAAAAGUUUACGAGAAAUACACCUCAGAAACAACGCAAUUGGGGAGGAGGGCGCAGCCCAGCUCUGUACUGCACUGAAAACCAACAGAAACCUCACCGCCCUCGACCUGACGGGCAAUGGGGCGAGGCCCUCGACUCUCCGCGAGGUCUCUAGGUGCUGCGCUGACAACAGCAAGAUGCUGGAGCUGCUGCCGCCGCAACAGGAGGAAGCACUUGGGCUGCAGCACAGCAGCAGCCUGCAGCAGCGGCAGCAGCAGCACCAGCAGCAACACCAAAAGCAGCAGCAGCAAGUCGAUGACUAUGUAACUCGAAUUGAAGCUGAGCUGAAGAGCACAGAGCAGGGGAGCCUGGAGGAGAGGUACAGAGAGCUGUGUGAAUCCCGCAUCAUGGCACAGCAGCAGAAGCUGCAGCUGCAGCAGCAGCAGCAGCAGCAACAGCAGCACCAGCAGCAGCAAGCCAUGCUGCAGAGGCAGCUCCACGACAAGCAGGACACCAACGAGAAGCUCCUCAGCGAUCUUCAGCAACGAGAGCUGCAGCUGCAGCAGACCGAGCUGCUGCUGCAGCAGCAGCAGCAAGACACCGCGCGGCUCCAAGCGGAACUCGAGCAGCAGCAAAAUGUGGCGGAGCGGCGGCAGCAAAUGCUGCAGCAGGAAGUUGACAGACUGCAGCAGCAGCAGCAGCAGCUGCAGAAGCAGCUGUUGGAGGAAAAAGACAAACACAUGCAGCAGCAGGACGGCACUCUACAGCAGCAUCAACAGCUGCAGCAGCAGCAGCAGCAACAGCAACAGCGUAUCCUUGAGCUGCAGCAAGAGCUGCAGCAAGAGGCACAGCGUCGCCUCCAGGGAGAGAAAGAGGCACUAGAAGAGAAGCAGAGCAUUACAGCCAACCUGACGAAAGCUGAACAAAAGGUGGAAGAGCUGAAGCAAAAGCUGCAAGAGAGAAAGGAGACCGAAGAGCUGCAGCAGCAGCAGCAGCAGCAGCUGGAGCAACGAGUUACCGAGCUGCAGCAAGAAGCAGCAGCAGCAAGAGCAGCAGCAGAAGAACUGCAAACAAAGAUGCGCCACCUAGCAGCAAGGGCUGCAGCAGCAGAAGCAGAGCAGCAGAGACAGCGCGAUAUCCUAAGCAGUCGUCAGAAGGCUCAGGCGGAGUGCCAACGCGCGCAGGAAGAAGGCCGGCUAGCAGCAGCACGGCUGCAGCGGCAGCAACGCGAGUGGCAGCACCAGCGAGAUGACCUCUGCGUCCGCCUCCGGGGAGGCAUAGAACAGCUGCAGGCCGUGCUGAGUGCUGCUAGGCACCAGGAAGCAGAGAUGCAGACCCUGUAG
Eimeria mitis is the source of this 1803-nucleotide messenger RNA. RefSeq names its product myosin heavy chain, putative. Bases 1 to 1803 code for a protein of 600 amino acids. The record is from RefSeq and is a predicted model, not a curated record. The transcript is spliced from 8 exons. Gene Ontology annotation, molecular function: protein binding. Lineage: Eukaryota; Apicomplexa; Conoidasida; Eucoccidiorida; Eimeriidae.